ACCCAAUGUAAACAAAAUAAACAUUAUCGCCUAAACACAAAAAACAAUAAAUAUGCAUAAAGUGACAGUUAUCAUGUGACGCGCGGCCAUCUUUGAAACAAGAUGGCGUCGUUCGGCGUGUUCCGAUUCCUGGUGCUGCUGGCUGCACUGGUGUGGAUCCUGGCGGAGGAGAGGAAUGUCACCAGGACAUAUCCUUGGAGUAAUGGGAGCUGGUUCAACAUGGGCCUCCUAGAAUUCGAGAAAUGGUCCAACCAGCCAGACCUAUUCACGGAAAAGUCCCGAGUAUGUGCCAAACUCCAUGGUCUGACUCCUGGCCAGCGAAGAGUCUGUCGACGUCAUAAGGAUCAUAUGCCUAUCGUCAGUUUGGGGGUCAAGCAGGGUAUUAAUGAAUGCCAGUACCAGUUUAAAGGAAGAAGGUGGAAUUGCACUGUGACUGGGGAUGCCACUGUCUUUGGACCCUUAACUUUGAUUGCAUCACGGGAAACCGCCUUCACGCACGCGAUAACUUCGGCCGGCGUAUCUCUCUCCGUAUCCAGGGCUUGUCGAGAUGGUCGGCUGUCUAGUUGUAGCUGCAGCCGGGCUGCAAGACCUAGGAACCUACACUCUGAUUGGGUGUGGGGAGGAUGCGGGGACAAUCUCGAGUAUGGCUACAAGUUUACAGAAGUCUUCGUGGACAUCAGGGAACGGGAGCGCAAAGUGAAGAGAGGCAGCCGCGAGCAGGGCCGACAGCUCAUGAACAGACAUAACAAUGAAGCUGGGAGAAGGGCCGUGAUAGCAAAAUCCCGCGUGACAUGCAAGUGUCACGGAGUCUCCGGUUCCUGCAGUCUCAUCACUUGCUGGCAGCAACUAGCCACCUUCAGGGAAAUCGGUGAAUUUCUAAAAGACAAGUACGAAGGUGCGACCGAGGUAAAGGUUUCCCGACGAGGUAAGCUGCGGCUGAGCAAUCCUCAUUACACGUUGCCCACCGCUCAGGACCUGGUCUACCUUGAGGAGUCGCCUAACUACUGCGUGAAGAAUGAGACACUGGGAUCCCACGGUACAACAGGCCGCGAAUGUAACAGGACAUCAUCAGGCAUGGAUGGUUGUGCGCUAAUGUGCUGCGGUAGAGGCUACAAUACUCGACGAGUGACCGUGAAGGAACGAUGUGGCUGCAAGUUUCAUUGGUGCUGCAGAGUAGAAUGCAACACCUGUGUCAGAACCACGGAGGUUUAUACUUGUAAAUAGUAUUAAGUCCUUCAGUCUUAUCAGCGGAAUAUAAAUUGUCUUUUUCUACUAAGUAGGCCUCCUACGCAAUUUUAGAACCUGUGUUCUCUUAUGGUAGUGAUAAAACCUGGUCUGAAUCCUAUGUAAUUGCUGCUAAAAUGUUGUAUCACUUUCUAAACAUUUGCAAGUAAAAGAAAACCAUUUAGUUGCAGUUGCAAAUCAGUCCCUUGGCAAUUAAAACAAUUUUGAAAAUUGAACUAUUCUAGGUCUAGGCUGAUUUUAGACUCGAAGAAGAAGGGCGUUUUUUAUGCAUAAUUACGAAAAUUUUAUAGAUCUCAAUUAAUUGAUAUUUCAUAAUAAUAUUACAAGUAAAAAAAUAAGCGUUUCGAGUUAGUUGUAAUAAGAAUCUCAAGUGUUUGUGUCAGUUAAUGUAAUGUAAAACAAAAAGUACUGCUCAGUAUUUCUUAAAUUAAAGUUUUAACUUUACAUCAUGGUAGAUACAUAUUGUAUUUCUAAACUAGUAGCUAACUUAUAUAAACAAACUUAAAUUUUUUCUUCUUUUUGAAAUGCUACGCAUUUAAACCUGAAUGUUAUAAGAUUUUGAUGCUUAGUGUUACACAGUCUAGUGUUAAACAGUUUUGUGAUAAAGCUUGAAGAGUACUUAACAAUUAAAUUAUUUUAAUUAUAAUACCUACCUAUACUAUGUUACAUAUACUUAAAUUAGUUUUGUUGCAAAAUAUGUAAUUUAAGAAAUAGUGUAACCGUUAAAUACUCAUUAGAUAUGUGUAAAUAAAGCAUUUUAAG
Messenger RNA from Helicoverpa armigera (cotton bollworm), 2007 nucleotides. RefSeq names its product protein Wnt-5b. The transcript has 7 exons. NCBI's taxonomy places the organism in Eukaryota, Metazoa, Arthropoda, Insecta, Lepidoptera, Noctuidae. The record is from RefSeq and is a predicted model, not a curated record. Gene Ontology annotation, cellular component: extracellular region. Gene Ontology annotation, molecular function: frizzled binding; cytokine activity. Bases 103 to 1224 code for a protein of 373 amino acids. Gene Ontology annotation, biological process: canonical Wnt signaling pathway; cell fate commitment; neuron differentiation.